Messenger RNA from Papaver somniferum (opium poppy), 1376 nucleotides. RefSeq lists its product as uncharacterized. The record is from RefSeq and is a predicted model, not a curated record. NCBI's taxonomy places the organism in Eukaryota, Viridiplantae, Streptophyta, Magnoliopsida, Ranunculales, Papaveraceae. Bases 57 to 1028 code for a protein of 323 amino acids. The transcript is spliced from 3 exons.
UCUUCGUUUUCCUCUUCCUUCCUCUCUGUAACUUGAACUUCCUCUUUGAAAUCAUAAUGGCAGUCUUCGUAGAGACUAAUUUGAAUACCCGUUUUGCUGUGGGGAUUACAGACAAUGAUACCGUUGGGAAUCUGAAGGUAAUAACAUCAUCAUUAUGGUUUGGUUAUGCAGAGAAGAUAUCAUCUGUUCAUCUUAAUUGCUUUCCAGUGCUUGGCAAGAUAAAUGUUAGUGCUAUCAAGGUCAAGCGCAACAAACAUUUGUACCAAAUACCAGACUCCAUACUUGUAAAAAUUGUAUUUGAGAGAGUCAAGGGAACGUGGUUCCUUUAUGUGGAUGCUACUGUGGAGAAAUCUGAAGAUCAGAUUGCCCAUGACCCAAUUGGAGAAUCAAUGAAAGAGAUUAAUCAUGGUGAGAACCAGCUGCACACUAAACAAGCAGUUGUACCAGAGAACUUGUCAGUAGAGAAACCAUUGGUUAACAAUGACCAUGUAGUCAAACCAGUGAAGAAGAAGAAGAAUCCGGCCAGUGUAGCUGCACCUUCUGAUUUGAAGCGCAAGUUAUCGGAAGCUUCUCCAGAUACAGGGGCUAAGGAUGUUUCUAACACAAGAGUUAAGAAGAAGAAGUCAAUUAAGAUCUCUGAUGGUGAAACUGGCUUGUUAAACUCAGGAGCUAGAAAAGAUGGCAGCACAAGUGAUGUCGUUCCCAUGACAUCAAAGUCUGAAAAACCUUCAGUUGCGGAGCAUCCUAGCCUGGAAACUAAGAAAGCAGGUAAAAGCUUGCCUCCAACUGGAAAGUCAAAGAAGUUAAAAGUAAAAACUAUUGUUGCUUCAUCUUCACGCCUUGAGAAGGGAUCUAAUAAGGACUGUGGGAUCGUUGACAACUCUGUGAACAUGGUGGAGUCUUCGAAGACUAAACAGUCCAGCUCAAAAAAUGACCAAGAGCCACAGAAGGAACAGAAUGGCGUCAUCUCAAGGGAUCUUAGUACUUCAACUGGUGAAAACGAGAAACAGGGGUGCACCCCAUUGUAAUGUUAUCUCAUCAGACCUCUCUUGCCAGCGUGUUAUAGCUCCAGAUUAUGGUCUUUUUUUUGGUGGUACCAUCAUCAUUCUUCUCCUGGCUUAGAGUGAUGUUUUUUUUAAGGGUCUGCAUGUGUAGGUUCAUUCGUAGUCUGUUUCAGUCAAUGUGUUUUCUUCCAAGUUAGGGGUGAUGUUUCGGCUUUUAUGCACUUCACAUGCUAGGGCAUUGUAGUUGAAGGAUGUACUUGGUUAUCAAUCUCUUUUUUUUUUUUUUUUGUAAUUGGUGUCAGGGUUGAUGACCUUAAUAUAUGUUUGUUAUCACUUCAACCGGUUCGAGUUUAUGAAGAUAUUCUUUUUGAA